Molecule: messenger RNA, 3108 nt
Organism: Agrilus planipennis (emerald ash borer)
Lineage: Eukaryota; Metazoa; Arthropoda; Insecta; Coleoptera; Buprestidae
Exons: 7
Coding region: 69-2882 (937 amino acids)
Source: RefSeq, a predicted model, not a curated record
ACGUGAUCUAACCUUAAAGUUAUUGGAUUAUUUUUUAGAAUAUAGUAGUAAUUAAUUAAUAUAAGGUGAUGGAAGCAUUUAAAAAUAAUACGUUGGAAAUUGACGAGGAAGAAUCAAAUUCUAGAAAUACAAGUUUACUUCGUAGCGAAAGUUUUGAAGAAGAAAUGAGAGAACUUCAGUCGUUUACAAAAAUAGAAGCCCAGUGUGAAUUAGAAGAAGAAAUUGGUCGAUUAAGGCAUGAAAACAAAUUACUGCAUGCUAAAUAUAGUGACUUACUUAAAUUGUAUCAAACAAACUUAACCCAGAACUAUCAAGUACGAAUUCCAACUGAUACAUACUACAAACAGACAUACCUACCAGUUAUUCAAGAGACUGAUGAACGUGAAAGUUUAAGCCCAGAAGUACCUUUACAGGGGUCAUUAGAAGAUGUAGAAUCUGUUUUAGAUUAUUAUAAUGAAGACUGUGAUAAUGGGAAUCUAAAUGAAUCUUCAGUUAGUUGCUGUGAUAAUUUCAUUCCAAAAGCUGUGAAUAUGGAAGAAGAUGAUAUUAGUGAUGCAGUAUUUGAAAUUAAAAAAAAACUGCAUGUAUUAUAUAAACUUUUAGAUGGGCCUGAUGAUGAUGACUCAAUGUUAAGUUCUAUUUUUCAAAAAGUUUGUAAGGCAAUAUGUGAAAACUCUCAAUCUUCAGACCCAGUUUCCCUUCAAGAUUUAAAAAAAAAAUUGAAGUACUUAAGUUCUUACGUUGAGAAUUUAAUUAAUAAACAACAAGAUUUUUGUGAAACAUUUUAUAAUUGCUUAAGUAAUGAAACAGAAAAUAAAUUUUCAUUGCCAAUGAUUGAAGAAUGUAGAAACAAUCUCGCAGAAUCUUUUGCUAUUGAUUUAAAUUUAAAAGUGAUAACUGAUGAUGUAUGUUUAAAAAUUGAACAUCUUUGUAAAGAAAAUGAUAGUUAUAAGGAACUCACUUUAUUAUGUGAUACAAUACUGGAAUUAGUCAGUAGUGAAAAUUGUCACUCAGAUACUAAACUGAACAAAAUUGAAAAAAAUCUAGAAACAUUAAAUCAAUUAAUGGGUAUUUUGCAAGACAUAAUUAAUAUCAUGAACAUUACCAACAAAACUGAUUCAGAAAAGAGAUGGGAAGAUACUCUAAAUAAAUCAUUUAUGAAUGAAAAACUGCAGAAUAGUUUCACUAGAUUUUUUUCUCUUGUAGAAUUUAUUAAUUUGAAUUUUAAAGACCUUAAGGCGGAAUAUUUACAUGGCUUUCAGAAACUAUCAUUUCUCAAAACAUUUUGGUUAAAAUGUUGUAAAUUUCCUAAUUCAAAAGAUAAUAUCAAUGAAAGAAAACAGCUCGUUACAAAAGUUAGUGAAGAAUUCCAAGAAGAAAAAUCAAGACUAAUAUUGGAAGUUCAAAAACAGAAAAGUGAAUACGAUUUAUUAACAAAUAGAAUGGAAAGUUCAAUUAAAGAAAUUGAUACGUUAACUACAGAAAAUUUUAUGUUAAAGAAAUCAUUAGAAAAAUAUACUGAAGAACAGCAGCACAUUCAAAAAAGAAACAAGGAAUUGGAAGAACUUUUACAUGAAAAAACAUUAGCUUUAAAAUCAAAAGAAGAUGUUAUUGUAAAUUGCAGUCAGCAAAUUAUAGAAGAAACAAAUAGAAGAAAUAAAAUCAGUCAAGACUAUCACACUGCUUUAAAUAAAAUUGAGGAACUAGAAAUAGAAUUGACUAAAAGCAGAAAGGUUUUGGCUCAGCAAAACGAAAAGUUUGCAACACUGGAACAAAAACAUGAAGAAUUUAAGGAAAUUUACUGUAAUAAAAUAGAAAAAGCAAAUCAAGAGAUAGAAAAAUUACAAAACAAUUUACUCCUUAAUGAAAAGACAUUAUACCAAGCAAAAAAGGAAAGAGAUGAAAUUUCUAAACAAAACAGUGAACUUAAACGAAAAAAUGAAAUUGUUACUAAGCUACAAAAAGACAUGCAAGAAAUCAUUGCAGAAAAAGAACACCAUGAAAAACAAACUCGCAUACUUAAAAUAAAACUACAGAAUUUCAGUACAUUACAAAAUGUACUUACAGAUAAAACUGAAGCAUACAAAGUUUUAUUAGCUACAUUAAAAGAGAAAUCCACCCAAGAAGAUAUAAUAAUAACAAAAAUUGAAACUGAGCUUAAGUACUUAGAAAAUCAAAUAAAAUUGAAACGUGAACCCAUAACGUUAUUUGUUUUAAAACUUAUGGAAAUGUUUAAAAUAUUUAAACAAGCUUUAGUCAAAUCACAUAACACAUUUAUUCAAACACAGUCGGAAAAAAUCUGUAAUUUGGAGUCUCUGCUUGCCGAACAGAAAAAGAAAUAUCAAAAAAUAGAAGAAGAAAGUGAUAUUAAAUUGUCUUCCUAUAAAAAACGCUUGGGUGAUUUAGAAAAUAGGUACAAACAAGUCUGGAUUAAUGGAGUAGAGCAGCAUCAUUCAUUAGAGGAAUCAAAUCAAAAAAUAUGGAAAAUGAAGAGAACUGCUGAACAGGACAGAAGAAGAAGUCUCGGCCGCGGUAUAUUUCAUUCUCCUUUAUUAGAGUUAGCUAGUUCAGGUGAAAGUAAAAACAAAAACAAUCAAAUUAUUGAAAACGUAACAGAAAAACAAAAAAACAAGCAAGAUGCUCCUAAAAUAAGUUUGACCACUAAUCAGGUUCAUAAUUCAGAAUUUACAUUGAAUGGAAAAGACGAGGCUGACAUUACGAAGCAAGCCGAAAAUCCACAUUUAAAUAAAAGAGAUGAGCAAACAUAUAAAGAUAAAUAUAAUAUUGCCAAAGAAGUAGCACGUAUGCGUCUUAAAGAAUUAAAGGACUUGAGAAUUAUUGUAGAGCAGUUGCGCCAGCAGGUUAAGGACCAGGUGCCAUAAACAUAGCAUAUAUUGUAACUUUUACAUUCCAAGUAGUACACAUAAUGUUCCUUUUUUCUGUUUGUUUUAUAAACCGUGUAUACAUUACAAUUUUGAAUUUUUUGUACUAUAUAUGAUUGUAACUUUAAAGUACAAUUACUAAUUAGAAGUAAAAGUGCAAUUUCUGUGCAGUAUUAUCAUUGUACCUUAAUGUUUUGUUAAUAACAAAUAAUUGUACACUUUUGUU